Glycine soja is the source of this 687-nucleotide messenger RNA. RefSeq lists its product as uncharacterized. The coding region runs from base 1 to 687 and encodes 228 amino acids. Gene Ontology annotation, molecular function: nucleic acid binding; zinc ion binding. The transcript has 4 exons. NCBI's taxonomy places the organism in Eukaryota, Viridiplantae, Streptophyta, Magnoliopsida, Fabales, Fabaceae. The record is from RefSeq and is a predicted model, not a curated record.
AUGGAGUUCCUAGAGCUCAAGCAGGGGAACAUGACUGUGGCUGAAUAUGCAACUAAGUUAGAGGAACUGGUGAGGUGUCGUAAGCUAGGCCACAUCUCCUUAAAUUGUACCGAUAAGGACAUGAUCUGCUUCAACUGUAAGCAAAAGGGGCAUAUUCAGAGAGAUUGUCCAUAUCUCAAGAAUAAGCAGAAUGGUAGGGAUUUGAAUGACCAAAUUAAAGGUCUGAAGGCCAUGGGAAGGGUCUUUAUUCUUAACGGUGUCGAAGCUUCAAAAUCCAAGGAUAGGAUGUUUAUCUCUACCAACCAAGUUGUGACAUCUUUAAAAGAAGAUGCUCAAGUGUACAUGAUCAUGUUUAACCUGGAAGUAGAGACAAAGGUUUCCAUGGGUGACCUUCUUGUUGUCAGAGAGUUUCCUGAAGUGUUUCCUGAGGAUAUAUUUGAUUUGCCACUUAAGAGAGAUAGAGUUCUCCUUAGACCUGGUACCUGGACCCAAUAUGGUCACUACGAGUAUUUGGUCAUGCCCUUCGAUGUGACUAACACUCUUGGUGUGUUUGUGGAUUACAUGAAUAAAUUUUUUCACCCUUACCUUGAUAGUUUUGUGGUGGUAUUCAUAGUUGAUAUUUUGGUAUACUCCAAAGACUAUAGAGGAACACGAAGAGCACUUAAGGAUUGUGCCAUAGACCCUUAA